Aspergillus chevalieri is the source of this 891-nucleotide messenger RNA. Its product is annotated as putative general stress response protein Whi2. Bases 1 to 891 code for a protein of 296 amino acids. Gene Ontology annotation, molecular function: RNA binding. Lineage: Eukaryota; Fungi; Ascomycota; Eurotiomycetes; Eurotiales; Aspergillaceae. The record is from RefSeq and is a predicted model, not a curated record. Gene Ontology annotation, cellular component: nucleus. The transcript is spliced from 6 exons.
AUGGCUGCGGCCGGAGGCGCGUCGAGUAUUAUUACUCAAGUCCAGCAGGCUGGAGGACCGCCAAUUAAUACUCUCGGAGAUAUCGGUGGAAAUGAGAAUAUCACGCUUGAGCUCAGGGGAACGAGAUUCACCCUCUCUCGCGAUGAGCUGUUGACUUUGCCGGAAUUUGUUCUUUUGUCGCUCUUUCCAAACGGUCUUCUUCCCGAUGGACAUAUGGGCACGUUCCACGAAGGCGACAUUUACCCAGUCGACUAUGACCCGGCUUCCCUACAAUACAUGUUGGACUUCUUCCGUUCUGUCGCCCAAUCGAUUCCGUCCUCCUCACCUUCCGAAUCUACAUCGCCAGAUGUGGAUGUGCCGUCCGAUUCCAUGCUAGGAUCUGCCAGGGAUGCGCUUCAGGACCGUGCUGGAAUCAUUGUGCUGCGCGAAGACCUCGAUUUCUACGUGAUUCCUCCACGGGCCGACAUCGAUCACACGGAAAUGAUCGAAGUUAAGCGAGCUGCUGCACAGACUCUCCUCAAACAAGACGGAAUCUUCUCCGGCCUGAAGAAGAGUGAUGAGGUUGGUUCCACGGAACAACACUUGAUUGAGAUGUUGACCGCAGGCGGAUUCAACCGUGACGACCAUUGGGGCCACCGUGCACCAGAACCUCACAAGGCCGUCAUUUGCAGUCUUGCAUUGGCCAAGCUCCGGACCGACAUCAGAGGCGAUCUGUCCAACAACAGUACUAUUGGGAUGGCGCAGAAGUUGCUUCUCUUCUGGAGAAAACCAGCCCGUAGAUGCUGGUGGGAGGGCAUCGAGCUCGACGAGGUGGAAGGUGUUGAGGGGAAAGUCAAGGUUUGGAUCCGUAGAGUGUGGACUCUUGAAAUGAGUGUGAUAGGACUGCGGUAG